AUGAUGACCCCCAGUUCCCUUAAGCUGGAGCCUCUUACCAUCGAGGACAACCCGGCCCUCACCGACUUGUUCUUUGCGGCUUUCACCGACCCGGAGUUACAACACGUGUUUCCCAACACGCCAGGCGUGCGCAAAUGGGUGGAGGAUGCCAACGCCCACGAUAUCCUUAAUAAGCCUUUCCAGCGAUACAUGAAAGUGAUAGAUACCGAAUCGAAAGAUGCCCAGGGCCGGCCGCGGAUAGCCGCAUAUGCCAAAUGGGACUUAUCCAUGCCCGAAGAACGAGGCCGCCGAUAUCCCCCGUGGCAUGAAGAAAUGCCCGGUGAGCUUUGCGAGGCAUUUUUCACGAAGGAGGAAGCGAAUAGGAAGCGAGUCAUGGGAGCGACGAAGCAUUUUUACUUAGAUACGGUUGCUACGCACCCGGACUAUCAACGGCGAGGGGCUGGCUCCUUGCUUGUCAAAUGGGGCUGCGAUCUGGCCGACGCUGAGGGUGUUCAGGCGUAUGUGGACGCCAGCAAGGACGGUGCACCUUUGUAUGCGAAAUUUGGAUUCGUGGAUUACAGCAAUCCUGGCGAAGAGAUUGCGUCAAUGGCUCGAAAGUAG
This is a messenger RNA of Penicillium cinerascens, 600 nucleotides long. RefSeq names its product GNAT family N-acetyltransferase. Lineage: Eukaryota; Fungi; Ascomycota; Eurotiomycetes; Eurotiales; Aspergillaceae. Bases 1 to 600 code for a protein of 199 amino acids. The record is from RefSeq and is a predicted model, not a curated record. Gene Ontology annotation, molecular function: acyltransferase activity, transferring groups other than amino-acyl groups. The transcript is spliced from 2 exons.